AUGGAUAGAUUUACAAAAGAACCUGGUGAAAUAGUUCAUUUGAAAGCAUCAACAAAGUUUAAUAAAGAACAAGGCACUUUGUAUUGUACCAACUUGCGUAUUGUUUGGGUUCAAUUGGGAAAGAAUUCUGCUAGUUUACAUUUUCAUCUAUCUGAUAUUAAGACACAAUUUAUAAGUACAGAACAAUCAGUAAAAGCAUUACUUAGAUUAAGUGUAAAAGAACAAAGAGAUUCUAUACAGACCAAAGACUUUUUGUUUGAAUUUAUUCAUGGACAAGACGCAAGAAAGGAUUUAAAUACGUUUAGAGAUCGUAUAGCACAGGUGGUUAGAUUGGUGACACCACCUGCAACACCUGCAACUGCCAAAUCGACAACACCUUCUACUACAUCUCCCAACUCUAUCAAAUCUACAGCUGCUUCCAACAAUUCUACUGCUGCUGCUGCUGCUGCCGCGGCCGCUGCUGCUGCUCUUGCAGAAUCAAAGAAAAAACUAGAGACUUAUCGUGGUGGAACCAUCACUGAAGACGAGAUUAAACAACGUGUAUUGCUGUUAUCGGCCAAUCAAGAGUUGAAACAACUGUUUGACCAAUUGGUAGGUGGUGGAGUGAUUAGUGAAGCAGACUUUUGGGAGACUAGAAAGACAAUGCUUAAAAACGACUCUAUUCGUUCGGAAAAGCAACAAGUUGGUAUGCCUAGCAUGUUGUUGGCCGAUGUCAGACCUACAACACACUCUAGUAAUGCAGUCACCUAUAAAUUGACUCCCACCAUCAUCAAACAAAUCUUUAUCCAACAUCCAUCGGUUGAACGUGCCUACAGAGACAAUGUACCACACAAAUACACUGAACAAGAAUUUUGGAAAAAAUAUGUUCACUCUAAACAUUUUCAUCGUGAUCGUAAUCCUGUUCCAAGUAGUGAUGAUUUAUUUUCAAAAUAUGAUACAAAUGAUGAUUCUGUUACAAAAUUAUUAAAAAAAAAAUUAGUUGAUAUUAAUCCAUUGGUUGAUAUAUCAAAUGAUGGAGAUGAAGAACAAGUAUCAGAUGGAUAUGGAGUAUUAUUGGAUGCAAGUCAAAAUCCAGAAAAAUUAAAACAAUGUCUACCAUUGUUGAGACGUUUCAAUAGACAUAGUUCAUUGGUUUUGGGAUCAAAAGAUAUAUUGUACAAUUCAAAUGAUAUUAAUAAUAGUGCCAAUGCACAAGCAACCACAACCAUUGAAGAAAAAGAAAAACAAAUUAAAGAUAAACAACAAAUCAUCAAAGAACAUGCCUUGUUUGAAGAUUUAGAAGAACCUAUAGACAAGAGUAACCUAACUAAAAAGUUAAAAAUUCAAGAUCAAAGACGUUAUUUUGAAGGUUUCCAACAAAAUGAACAAUUUAAAGAUUCUCAAGAAAAGAAUCAUCUUUUAAAAAUAUUUCAAUCAAAUAUUUCAAAUUUUAAUUUAAAUCAUUUUAAUUCUGAAUUAUUAAAUUCAUGUCAACCAGUAUUGGAUGAUAUAGCACAAGUAUCAAGUAGUACAGAAAGACAAACAGAAUAUUCAUUACCAGAAUCCAAAUUUAAAACAGAUUUCCUUUUGAAUUUUAGAAAAGCAAAUGAAUUGCUACGACAUUUUUGGGCAUCAUCUUAUACACCUGGCAUUGGAAGACCACCAACCAAACAACAAAUUGAAAAGAAUAAUAGAUUGGCAAAUGAAAUUGUCAUUCUUUUCGAUCGUCUACAAGAAAGAAAGAAAAAAUUAACAGAUGAAAACAAAACCAAUCAAGUCAGUCUUAUAUCUCCUGUUCAAGAUUCACUUAAUCGUGCUAUUAUGAAACAUCAAGAUAUUUCUGGUAUUCGACACUAA
Messenger RNA from Cavenderia fasciculata, 1836 nucleotides. It is a transcript of the gene gtf2h1, whose product is annotated as general transcription factor IIH component. Gene Ontology annotation, cellular component: transcription factor TFIIH core complex; transcription factor TFIIH holo complex. Gene Ontology annotation, biological process: nucleotide-excision repair; transcription by RNA polymerase II; transcription by RNA polymerase I. NCBI's taxonomy places the organism in Eukaryota, Evosea, Eumycetozoa, Acytosteliales, Cavenderiaceae. The transcript has 4 exons. Bases 1 to 1836 code for a protein of 611 amino acids. The record is from RefSeq and is a predicted model, not a curated record.